CACGGGCCGGGAGCCAUGGCUUCCCUGGAUGCUGAGGGGGAGGCUAACAGCACGGUGCAGGCCACAGCAGAACCAGAACUCCUGGUGCUGGAUAGGAGCCCCAGCAGUGAAGUAAUUCAAGAGCUUGGCGAAGUGGCAGAACCGCCCCCCAAGAAACCGGGGCAGCUGUCGAACCCCGUGGCGGGUGCCGGAAGUGCGAUGGGAAACAUCGCUUUGCAGAAUAACAAGGAGGCGCCGUGCUCCGGGGCCAGCCAAGAGAUCGCGGCGAAGGCCCCCGACCCUGAAACCACGGUGGCUACGGGCGCCCGAGGGGAAGAGCCGGCAAGCGUCGAGGCUCAGUGUAAACCUGGUGAGCCCUACCCGGGCUUGGAGUGCCUGUCCUCUGACACUGUGGCUGUCAGUCGGCUGGGGUCUCAACCCGGAGCUCUCCCUGCCAAGGGCUUGUCAGGCCAUGCUGCCAAAACAUUCCCUGCCUCCCCCACCAAGGCUCCAGGGGCCAACAGGGCUAAGAUGACACUAACCGGGCUCAACAAGUCUCCGAACUCCAUUCAGAGCCUAGCCAUGAAACUGCUGAGUGUGCCGACUGGACGGGCGGGGAACGAGGUGGCAGCAGUCCCAGUGGAGGCGCAGAGACUGAUCCCAGCUCAGGAUGAGAAGCCCAAGAUCCACAAAGCACGGAAGUCGAUAUCCAGAUCCAGCGUCAGUCAGAGAUUGCCUACAGAACUGGGGACCUUGCCCACCGAACGGACGAGCCUGGCCCCUGGGGUGACGGCAGAGGCUGAGCACGCAGUCCCGGGUCAGGACGAGAAUCAGGAGGUGCACAGAGCGAGGAAGUCGAUACUGAAAGGCGGCUUCAGUCAGAGCUUGGCGGAGAAGUUGGCGAGCUUGCCCAUUGGACGGGCAGUUGGUGAACCUCCUGGGGGAAUGGCAGAGCCAGAGCAUGCAGUCCAGGCUCAGGAUGAGAACCAGGAUAUUCACCGAGCCAGAAAGUCAAUCCUCAAAGGCAGCUUCAGCCAGGGUCCAGCAAAGAGGAUGGCAAGCAUGCCGACUAGUCGGGUAGUCACUGAGGUUGCCGCGGAGACGGAGGUUAUGGUCCCAGACCUGGAGGAGUACCCAGAGAUUCACAGAGCGAGAAAAUCCUUUCUCUCAACAAGCAUUAACCAGAGUUUGACCAGGAGCCUACCAAGCGAGAUCGUUGGCCAGGGCGGGAGUGAGGUGUCGAUGGUGACAGCAGAGAGACAGGAUGCUCCCCAGGACCAGGUGGAGAAAGUGAAAGUCCACAGAGCCAGGAAGUCCAUGUUUAAACCCAGCCCUGCUCAGAUCAAGCUGGUGGAAAUGAAAGGUGACUCUUGCCACCCCGAUCCUGUUAACCCAAGUACACAGCAACAGUUUGAGUUGCUGCCCAGCAGAGGGGCGGCUGAUGCUGAAGCAGGUGUGCCAACAGGACUCAUCAGGAGAAGGAAACCCGAAAGCAUAGGCCUUGAGCCCCCGAAGAAGAUCAGUCUUCUAAAGGAGGAAAUGGCCAAGGAGCCUAUACCACUGGGAUCUGUGAGAGCUGGAGUGAGGGGAGGAGCUGAGCCGUUGACCAGCGGUGGGGCCUUGAAUUUGAGUGGUGCAAUGAGUAGGGCCCACCCACAGGAGGCGAAAGUGGUCACUGGUGUGGCCAGCUCAAUUCCAGUCCUGGACCUCUCGAAGGAUGCGGAGCCUGAGGAAAAAGAGGAGGAACCAAUGGAAGUGCUGGACGAAUGGGAUGCAGAGGUGGGCGAUGACUUCAGCCUCUUCUAUGACAGCUACUCGGUGGAUGGGAGAGCAGAUUCAGACAAAUCCAGCAAGACAGAGGGCGAUGCAGCCGAGGAUCGAUUGAGUGAUGUGGAGGAUGACGAGGAGGAACUAGAAGGUUCUGGAAAUGUCUCCGACAGGAGCUCCAACUCAAGUCUGAAAAGGAAAGGGAAGAAGAAGUGGAAGAGCGAGAGCCCAUGGGUGAAACCCACCCGAAAACGCAGGAGAAAGGAUCGCAUGAAGCAGGGUAAAGGGGCAGUUCCAGUGGGACAGACAGCAGCCGAUUUCACAAAACUGAAAGAAGUGAUGAAUUCAGGAGGAGGAAACCAGGUGCAGAGCGAGUACACAGAGGUUCCCCUGGGGUCUCUGGAGCUUCCCAAUGAGAGCAGCCUUUCCCCGCAGCCUACAGGAGUAUCCAAUGAUGCCAGCUCCAUGGAGACGGAUAAGUUUGAGGAGUUGCCGCUGUGCAGUUGCCGAAUGGAGGCGCCAAAGAUUGAUCGUAUUACCGAGCUCUCCAACAACAAGUGCAUGGCGACGGAAAGCACAGACGGACAGCUGAGUGGCUGCAGUAACAGCAUCACCAAAUGUGAGACCAUGAGACCCUCCAGCCGUGUACCACUGAUGGUCCUGUGUGAAGUACACAGGGCUCGAAUGGUGAAACACCACUGCUGUCCAGGCUGUGGCUACUUCUGUACAGCGGGAUCAUUCCUGGAGUGUCAUCCAGACUUCAGGAUUACUCAUCGCUUUCACAAGAGCUGCGUCUCUCAGCUCAAUGGGAUGAUCUUCUGCCCGCACUGUGGGGAGGACGCCUCGGAGGCCCAGGAGAUCACAGUGGCUAAAGCAGAUACGUCCAGCAUGGUGCCGGUACCAGCACCUCCCAGCCAGGAACACCUGAUGAACGGCAGAGCAGACACCACACACGCCAGCGCCAGAAUGAGCGGGAAUGGAGAAGCAAAGAAAUCGAGUCUGGAACCCCCGGCGGACAGUAUCGACAGCUCGGGCCCCUCGAUCGCCCUGCCUUGUGGAAAGACUCUGUCAGCUGUCGGACUUCCACCCGGACCAGGUAGAGAGGCCCUGGAGAAAGGGCUGGUUCUCCAGCAAACGGAAAGGCGGAAGAAACUGCGAUUUCACCCUCGACAGUUGUACCUCUGGGCCAAGCAGGGAGAACUGCAGAAAGUGCUGCUAAUGCUGCUCGAUGACCAUGAUCCCAACUUCCAGACGGACCAGCAGAGCCGCCGCAUGCCUCUCCACGCAGCUGCCCAGAAAGGCUACCUGGAGAUCUGCCACAUCCUGCUGCAGGCUGGUGCAACGGUUGACGUGUGUGACAAGCUCCAGAGGACUCCACUGAUGGAAGCCAUCAUGAACAACCAUUACGAUGUUGUUAAAUUGCUGGCUAAGCAUGGGGCGUGUGUCUUCCACAAGGAAUUAGACGCUUCCUCAUGUUUGCACCAUGCUGCUAAGAAUGGGAGUGUCCAAAUGGUGCAGUUCUUGCUGGCUACUGGGCAAGUGGACUUGAACACACAGGACAGUGGUGGUUGGACUCCAGUUAUUUGGGCGGCAGAACACAAACACAUUGAAAUUAUCAAACUGCUCCUGGGUCGAGGGGCCAAUGUCACCUUGAAGGACAAUGAGGAGAACAUCUGUUUACACUGGGCAGCCUUCGCUGGCUCCUCCGACAUCGCCGAGGUGCUUCUUAACGCCAGGUGCGAUCUACACGCGGUGAAUAUGCACGGAGACACCCCACUACACAUCGCAGCUCGCGAGAACUUCUACGACUGUGUCAUACUGUUCCUGUCCCGCGGAGCGGACAUCGAGGUGAAGAAUCGCGAGGGGGACAGCCCGCUGGAUUGCUGUGUCAUGAACUCCCAGGUUUGGUUUGCCCUCCAGCUCAACAAGAGGCUGAAGCAAGGCAUCAUGAACCGAGCAGUUCGCACAGAGAAGAUCGUCAGCAGGGACAUUGCCAGAGGUUACGAAAAUGUCCCAAUACCAUGUGUGAAUGCAGUGGACGCCGAAACCUCCCCGGAGGAUUACAAAUACAUCUCUGAGAACUGUGAGACGUCCACGAUGAACAUCGACCGAAACAUCACACACCUUCAGCACUGUACCUGUUUGGAUGACUGUUCCUCCAGUAACUGCCUCUGUGGGCAGCUCAGUAUUCGCUGCUGGUAUGACAAGGAUGGGCGUCUUUUGCAAGAAUUCAACAAGAUUGAGCCUCCUCUGAUCUUCGAGUGCAAUCAGGCCUGUUCCUGUUGGCGGUCGUGCAAGAACCGUGUGGUACAAAGUGGAAUCAAAGUUCGCUUACAGCUCUACCGGACGGAGAAGAUGGGCUGGGGAGUGCGAGCGCUGCAGGACAUUCCACAAGGGACCUUCAUCUGUGAGUAUGUGGGUGAGAUCAUUUCAGACGCUGAGGCAGAUGUGCGUGAAGAUGACUCCUACCUCUUUGACCUGGAUAAUAAGGACGGGGAGGUAUAUUGCAUCGACGCCCGUUACUACGGCAACGUGAGCCGCUUCAUAAACCACCUGUGCGACCCAAACAUCAUCCCCGUCCGUGUCUUCAUGCUGCACCAGGACCUCCGAUUUCCCCGGAUUGCGUUCUUCAGCAGCCGGGAUAUCAAGACGGGCGAGGAACUCGGCUUCGAUUACGGAGACCGAUUCUGGGACAUCAAGUGUAAAUAUUUCACCUGCCAGUGCGGGUCGGAGAAAUGCAAGCACUCAGCAGAGGCCAUCGCACUGGAGCAGAGCCGCUUAGCUAGGCUGGAGUCGUACCAGGACACCGUGCCCGAGAGCAGCCUGACUGUCGUCGGACCCUCGGAGACAUCCUCAUCCCGCCACUGCCUCAAAUUGUCUAAGUUGGCACAGGUCUCGGAUCAAGACUGUACUGCGUGACCCAAACAGAAAGAUGUCCCUGUUUGUUAGUGGUUUCAUAUAUGUGUACCUGAAGAAAAGUUAUAUAUUUUUUGUAGUGGAGUAGAGCGUGACUUGAACUGUAGACUGUGAAAGUUGCCAAUGUGGCUGCUUUGUGACACUUAACUGGCCAUUUCACCAGUUUCUUUCCGUGUCCAGUGGCAGUUUGACAGCCUGGGUCGGACCUGGUUUCAUAUACUCAGCAGGAUAUGUGAGCAAUCUACUGGCACGUACCUCAGUGAAGGUUUGAAGAAUCUGCUCAAAUGUAUUUGGUUGCGAUGAUAUUAAAGCCCUGGACCCCACCACCCUGGAAAAGAAACAUGAAUUGUUUUGUUUUUUUUUUAGAAAGCACUGCUGUUCAGGAUUUUGUUUCUGUUUGAUACUGUUCAUUAAAAGACCAUUAUACUCGUUUUUUUUAAA
Messenger RNA from Carcharodon carcharias (great white shark), 5103 nucleotides. RefSeq names its product euchromatic histone-lysine N-methyltransferase 2 (gene ehmt2). Gene Ontology annotation, cellular component: nucleus. The transcript has 34 exons. The coding region runs from base 16 to 4665 and encodes 1549 amino acids. Lineage: Eukaryota; Metazoa; Chordata; Chondrichthyes; Lamniformes; Lamnidae. Gene Ontology annotation, molecular function: p53 binding; protein-lysine N-methyltransferase activity; zinc ion binding. The record is from RefSeq and is a predicted model, not a curated record.